AGCUAAAAAAAUCCACACUGAGACCUCUCACCUUUCUCUGCAAAUCUUUUCUUUCUUUUUAACUGUCCAUCUAUGUGUCCCUAUCACUCUAUGAUUUGUUCAUGGUGAUUUCAAUCCAUUCCUUGCACCUGUAAAAACUUUUGUUGAGUACAAGGAAAAAAAAAAAAAAAAAGAGAAGCAAGCAAGAAAGAAAAGCCUUGAAGCCUUUAAAGCUCUGCUCCCAUAUUUAAACCCCACCAUUAAUACUACUGCACUACUAAAAGCCCACCACCAUUUAUUACUCACCUUUUUUCUUCUCCUCCUUCUCACCUUCUUCUCCUUCUUCUCAUAUUUCUCUUGUUUGUCUGUGUUUUGUUACACGAUUGUCAAUAAGAAUCAUCAUCAUGUCAGGCUUCUACACACAUAACUUUUCACCUGUAAGAGCAUCUCCACAUGUAAGAAUAACCCCUGAUGUUGACAGUGGUCAAUAUUUGACAGAGCUGCUAGAGGAGCGCCAAAAGCUUGGACCUUUUAUGCAAGUCCUUCCCAUCUGUAGCCGGCUUUUGAAUCAAGAGAUAUUGAGGGUUUCUGGGAGGACCCCCAACCAGGGGUUUGGUGACUUGGACAGACUGCAAUAUGGAAGCCUAAGCCCUAUGGCUUCUUUAGACAUGAUUCCGAAUACUAUAGGAGCAGGCUUCAAUGGGUGGAAUGGACUCCAACAUGAAAGAAUUGGACCACAGGGGAUGGGUAUAGACUGGCAAGCAGCUCCAGCAAGCCCAAGUUCUUAUAUUGUGAAGAAAAUAUUGCGCUUGGAUAUUCCAGUUGAUAGCUAUCCAAAUUUCAAUUUUGUUGGACGGCUUCUAGGACCUAGGGGCAAUUCAUUAAAGCGAGUGGAAGCUUCUAUGGGCUGCCGUGUGUAUAUUAGAGGAAAAGGUUCCAUAAAGGACCCAGAGAAGGAAGAGUCUUUAAGGGGAAGACCAGGUUAUGAGCAUCUAAGUGAGCAGCUGCACAUUCUAAUUGAGGCUGAGUUACCUGCCAAUGUUAUCGAUACAAGACUGAGACAAGCACAGGAAAUCAUAGAAGAAUUGCUCAAGCCUGUGGAUGAAUCUCAGGAUAUCUACAAGAGGCAACAGCUGAGAGAACUAGCACUGCUGAAUUUGAGUUAUAGGGAGGAGAGCCCUGGUCCGAGUGGUAGCAUCUCUCCCUUCACAUCAAGCGGGAUGAAGCGUGUCAAAACUGGUCAAUAACACUUCAUAUGACCCAAUCUCCCCACUGGUUUCUCUUGAACACUUCAUAUGCUUGUCAAUUCUGUACAGCUACAAAGAAGUAUGGUUUGCUGAGUUGGAUAUGAAUUGAAACAGGUUAUUCUUUGUUAACAAAAACAUUAACAAGGGAAAGGAAUAGAAAUUCAUUUUUCAUAGUUGGUUAAUGAAAUUGUUUGCAGUUGUAAAAGUAUAAAUAGAACAGUGAUUUACAUUUGUUCUGUAAUUAAAAUCAGCAUUUUUGCUAAACUAGUCUGUAAUAUAAUGCCAAUAGUGCAACUGCAACAUCUGUUUUCUUUCUUAAGCGGUGGAAUGAAGGAAGGGUCUAGUUUAUUUUGCUUU
Populus nigra (black poplar) is the source of this 1583-nucleotide messenger RNA. RefSeq names its product KH domain-containing protein At3g08620-like. The transcript is spliced from 7 exons. Lineage: Eukaryota; Viridiplantae; Streptophyta; Magnoliopsida; Malpighiales; Salicaceae. The record is from RefSeq and is a predicted model, not a curated record. Gene Ontology annotation, molecular function: mRNA binding. The coding region runs from base 384 to 1226 and encodes 280 amino acids. Gene Ontology annotation, biological process: regulation of mRNA splicing, via spliceosome. Gene Ontology annotation, cellular component: nucleus.